GUGGUGACCAUGGCUGGCCAGUCGCCUCCUGCAGAUCUUGCCUUGCAAGUACAGCAUCUCCUCGCCUCACUGCCGGGUACUCUCCCCUCGCUGUCGGAGCGCAGCUUCCCAUCGGACAUCGCUGGGCAGGUGGACCACACCCUUCUCGCUCCUUCUGCCACCUCCCGAGAGAUCAUUGCCGCUACACUCGAAGCUGUUGAGCUAGGCGCAAAGACAGUAUGCGCUCCCUCUGGCUACGUACGCCUCGCCCAUGAGACAUUAGCUGGCGUACCUGCUGAGCGGCAGCAGGCAGGGGCCACAAAAGCACGACCUUUACCCAUCUGUACGGUUGGUUUCCCCCACGGCAACGCAUCCAGCUAUGCCAAAGCGCAGGAGACCAAGAGAGCUGUAGAGGAUGGAGCUGCCGAGAUAGACAUGGUUCAGAAUGUUGGACUGGUGAAGGAAGGCAGGUGGGCGGACCUCUGGUCUGACAUCAAGGCUGUAGUUGAUGCUGCAAAGGGCAGUGACAGAAAGGUUGCCUUGAAGUGAGUGGUAGAGCGUAGUGUUCAGAGGGUUUCUCAUCGAAUUCGAAUGACUAAUGGCACAAGUCCGUCUACAGAGUCAUCCUAGAGUCUGCUUCGCUCACACGCGAAGAGAUUGCGGCUAGCUCCCUUGUAGCGUGUUUGGCUGGUACUGACUUCGUCAAGACGUCGACUGGUGAGUGUUGCUAAUGCUCACUGGUCUCUUUCCAUUAGCAGAGCUAGACAUCUAAAGCCUUCCAACCCAAACUCUCCUUCCAGGCUUCUCUGCAUCGGGUGGAGCUACGGCAGAAGCGGUGCGACUGAUGUAUCACGUAGCAUCUCCUUACAAUGUCUUAGUCAAGGCCUCGGGGGGAGUGCGUACAU
Molecule: messenger RNA, 884 nt
Organism: Microstroma glucosiphilum
Lineage: Eukaryota; Fungi; Basidiomycota; Exobasidiomycetes; Microstromatales; Microstromataceae
Product: aldolase
Exons: 1
Coding region: 10-528 (172 amino acids)
Biological process (GO): carbohydrate catabolic process; deoxyribonucleotide catabolic process
Cellular component (GO): cytoplasm
Molecular function (GO): deoxyribose-phosphate aldolase activity
Source: RefSeq, a predicted model, not a curated record